UGCGUCAUUGCGUCACUUGCAGCGCGAUUACGUCACUUCCUACUUCCGUGCGCGACGACGUCAUCACGCAACGUGGACCCGUCGUAGAUUUUUUUUUUUAAAUCGUUACAAUGGUUUUGCUUAGAUUUACAGAAAAACGAAUGAAUCAUUCGUACUUACAAUCACCGUAAAACCAUCGUGGUCGUAAUAAUAUCGGGGAAGAAACAUUCGUCGCCAAAACAACAAUCCUUCCGAGGCGGUUCGGUGAGUAGCUGACGAGCGGCCGGACGAGCGCGCACGUGACCGAUGGAGCUGCCGAACUACGCGCACACGUUGCUGCGCCGCCUGUCUACGUUGCGACGCCAGCAGCGGUUGUGCGACGUGACGCUGAUGGCGGGCCGCGUGGCUUUCCGCGCACACCGGGCCGUCCUGGCGGCUGCCAGCCCCGCGCUGCUCGGGGCGCUGCUGCUGGAGGCUGAUGCUGCCACGCUCUCCGUCGACCCCUCCAUCGCCACUGCCGAUGAGAUCGCGCUGCUCCUGGAGGUGGCAUACGCCGGUACUAUCCCGCCGGGCCGGCAUAAUGCCACCAGACUCGUGCAAGUUGCCGAGGGGCUGCAGAUGAGCGAUGUGGCAGACGCGUGCCGUGCGGCGCUGGGCGCGGUUUCCGGCGGUUUCACUGAUCCCCAACGUUCGGACGCCGAACCGCACUCGUCACCGCCACCAAUCAUCACUGUGUGCCCCUUAUCUGAUGAAGACCCCGCCGCUAAGGAAGAGGGCGAGGCGUGGCAAUUCAUAUUCACUGAUGGCGGCGUCGCGUCUUCACUCCCCAUGACGUCACUCCCCGUGACGUCACUCCCCGUGACGUCACUCCCCGUGACGUCAAUCCCCGUGACGUCAAUCCCCGUGACGUCAAUCCCCGUGACGUCAAUCCCCGUGACGUCAAUCCCCGUGACGUCAAUCCCCGUGAUGCCAAGUGUGGAGAAAAAUGCCUCUAGUGUAAAUGAGGGCGACGGGACCAGAAAGACUCCUGCAGGCACACCGCUCCCUGUGACGUCCGUCCUCGUGACAUCGCUUCCUGUGCUACCUUCCGAUGCCACGACCUCACUUUCCGAGCCGCCCCCUGCAGUGCAGGAAGUGAAGUCGAUUGUGCCAUCGCCGGCCGGAAUCGGUGCAGUGCGGGACCCGGAGGCGGUGGCGCCGGCGCUAAUCCAUCGCCGGCGUCUCAAAGCCAGGCUGGUCGGCACCUCAGCCACUCCAGCCACUCCACUGACAGCACCACCAACCACACCACAGCAACCGCCGCCGUCCGGCCACACUACCGCACCCACUGCCACUACAACCGCCGCCACCACCGCCGCCACCACCACCGUAACCACAUUCGACGAGGGGCAGCAGCGUGAGGAAGCGUGUAAACGUGGAGCCACGCGCAGGAAGAGGGUGGCGCCAGCCGCGGCGGUGAAGGAGCCGGUGCCGAGUCCCGGGUCCCUGCGCAGUACUCCCCCCGUGGCCCCCCUUGCUGACACGGCAGAAGAGAUUGGGGGUAGAGAGAAGGCGUCUGGCCCUACAUCCCGGAAGAAGCGCAGAAAGCGACCUCCCAUUGCGUGCAACCUGUGCGGGAAGGUGUUCCAGUACAUGGCCGGCAUGCUGUACCACCAGCGCUCGGAACACUUUGCGGAGAAGCCGUUUGCGUGUGGCGAGUGCGGCAGCCGCUUCGCCGCCGCCUCCACGCUCAAGAACCACGAGCGUCUCCACACGGGCGAGCGCCCGCACGCAUGCCCACACUGCCCCCUCGCCUUCCCACAGGCCGCGGCCCUCGCAUACCACCUCAAGCGGAAGCACGCCAUGGGCCGGCUGUACAGCUGCCAGUACUGCGAGGCCGCGUUUCCUCAGGCGGUGGAGCUGACACGCCACGUGCGCACGCACACGGGGGACCGGCCCUACGUGUGUCGCCCUUGCGGCAAGGGCUUCAGCCAGGCCAACGGACUCUCGCUGCACCUCCGCACCCACCACCUCAUAGAGGAACCCAAUGACUGUCAGAAGUGCCACUUGAGUUUCCCUUCAGCCGAGGAGUAUUUUAAUCACAUCAAAGAGACACACCCAAACGAGUGCUUCCCAUGCGACCACUGCCAGCGCACCUUCACCACUCCCGCCGCCUUGGAGCGACACCUGGUGACUCACCUGGGAGGCAAACCCUACUCCUGUGACGUGUGUUGCAAGGCCUACCAGCACCUGUCAGGGCUGUGGUACCACAACCGCGUGCAUCACCCAGCGGUGUUUGCCGCUCAGAAUCGCCGCAGCACCGCGCGGGCCGGACCUCUCGUCUGCCACCUUUGCGACACCACCUUUGAUGGCAAAGCGGCAUACAUCCGGCACAGCAAGGCCCGCAACUGUGAGUCCCAGCCACAGCUGUGUGGCCUGUGCCAGGCCGUGUUCGCCGACAGCCAUGCGUUGCACAACCACCUCAAGAGCACACACCCCGGAGGCCUGGCCUUCUGCUGCCCCAGCUGCCCCCUCUCCUUCCGGCAUCAAUCAGCCCGGCAGCACCACUGCACCACUGAGCACCCGGUUCCACCUCCACUCGCGCCGUCCCCGCCGCACCUCGCCGCAUCCUGCGCAGGUCCUGCCGAGCAUGCAGUGACAGCACCCACGAGAGAGCGGAUGACGAUACUGAUCAUACAAGCGGAUGGUGGCGAUGGUGGCGGUGGUGGCGGCAAUGGCGGUGGUGGUGUUGACACAGGAGUUGCUCAGGGCACUCUGCGAAUUACCGAAUACAGGGAUAAUGAAGAUGUCGGCACGGCCGACUGGACGGCAGCAGAGGCGCCAGUGCAUGAUGCAGCCGCGGAAGGCACAGCCGCAGCUGCUGUAGCCACCUCGCCCGACACGGCCACGCAUGACACAACCACUCCAGCUAAAACCGGACUCGGCAAUGCGAAGGCUGAUGAAACACCAGCCAACAUAGCUACAGUUGACAAAACAGCACAUAAUAUAAAUGGAGCUGAUAUGACAGCACACAACAUAGCUGGAGCUGACAUAACAGCUCAUGAUGUCGCUACAGCUGACAUAACAGCUCAUGAUGUAGCUACAGCUGACAUAACAGCACAAAGCAUACCUACAGCUGGUAUAACACCUCAUGACAUAGCUCCAUUUGAUAUAAUAGCACAUGAUGUAGCUAGGGAUGAUAUAACAACUCAUGUCGUAGCUACAGUUGAUAUAACAGGACAUAUAGCUAGAGCUGAUAUAACUCAUGACAUAGCUACAGUUCAUAGAACAGCAGCUGACAUAACUACAGAUGGCAUAACAACACCCAACAUAACUUCUGCUGACAUUACAGCUGAUAUAACAGCAGCUGACUUACACUCGCCCGAUAAAGCAACAGAAGAAAGGACGCCUCCUGAUAUAUCGACACACGACAUGACCACGACAGAAUUUUUCUUUUGAUGACUUCAUCCCUCGAGAAUUGAGCAUGAUAUGUACCAGAGGGGGGGGAGUAGUGGGGGAGGAAAUGUGAGAGAAAUUGAGAAGUCAAAACAUCGAGAGAAUGUUCUACACAAGUCAACACACUUGACAGAAGCAUCGACGAUUACAAUCCAGCACUCCGUCAGCGUUCUUACAAGCAGUAGAAUGUGGGCCUGCAAGGCGAGUUAUGUACAAGUUCAAUUCUUUUUUUGUCCAAUUUAAGUGCCGUUUAUGCGAACGCAAGUUCUUUUGAAAAUCGAAAGGAUGUACCAGUAUUCCCUCGUUAUUCACGAACUUGUUACCCGUGAUUUUGGUUAUCCGCAAAUCGCAUCUGGAACUCUACACCACUGCCUCGAGGGAGAUAGAGAAAGUGAUGAGAUAGAGUGAUGAUGCAUAGCAUCAUCAUAAUUUAAUGUAAGUUCACUUAUAAACUGAUAUAUUUUCAUAUUUAUUUAGAUUUACUUUGUUUAUUAUUUUAAAAAAUUGCGUUAUAAUAUUCAUGUAUUUUAUAGCUUGUUUAUGUAUUAUGACAACCCAUAAAAAAUGCCAUAAGCCAAUAUUCGAGAAAUUUGCCAUUCAGAGCCAUCUCCGGAACGUAUCCCUUCCAAAUAACGAGGGCAUACUGUAUACGCAUCUUCUACAUACACUACAAAAGACUUGCCCUACUCGUGAGCGGUUCAUGGCCGUUAUAUCUCAUGGAAGAAAUAUAUUGUGUUUUCGGUAACGUGGCCUCGCGACAGAACGGUUGCCGCUUGUUGCAAGAGGAUCAUGGUUCGAAUCCAGCGACUGCCCUGAUUAUUACUGCGGGGGUGAUAACCGUGAUACCGCUACUAUAACCUUAGGGAUCAUCGGACAAUCAUUUGCGAGAGUAUGCCGUUGUGUGCUGGCGUCCAGGUCCAAAUGUGGUAAAUUUGAAAAACUACAAAUUACUCAAUUAUGAUGAUACAGCAGCAGCAAUCAUAGCCCCCUUGUGGCAAAAUAAUUCCCCGAGUCACUCUUGCAAAUGAGACUCACCCUGGUCUCUUGGAUUCUAAACUGGUUAAACUGAAUAAAAUUUUUACUUAACAUUUCGGGAUGCACUGAAAGUGGUUCAAGUUAAAAUAGGCAACAACUAAUAUGUUACAUUAAAUCACAGUUAUAAACGUGACAAAACAAGCAUGACGUAUUUUGUUCACUCCACUAGCAGUUACAGAAUUGACUGAGGAAGCAGUUGUCAGGUUAAAUACUGCACCCCUAUAAUACCCCAUUAGUGCGACUAAGAUGCAGUGAUGGGUAAAUAUAAUUUGCAAGCCAUUUCAAAGCAGUGGGCCUUGUGUUUACACGGGCCAUAUUAAAUAAAGUUGGCAGCCUUAUCCACUCCACGCCUGAUCUACAAGCAUGCAGGUGUAGUGAGUUCAACUGAGUUGCAGACGUUCACUUUGGAGGCAACACAUUUAUUAAUACCAACACAAAGGGGUAACUGUCCCUUAACCAGAUAACAAGCUCUGGUGGUGGACCACCAGGCUAACUACACUAAUUACACCGUAAUUAGCUACAACGGAUCGGACCACAGCUCGAGUCCAGGUCCACGUGUUGGAGAGUCUGUAGGACGUAGAAUGUAGAUUUUUUUUUCAGGAUGAACAAAAGCAGCCAGUCCCUCUCGGGGACCCAGCUUAUAUCUUCUGCGGCAUGGCUGGCUCUGCCCUUGGCCACGACCACCUUCGAAAAUCUUGGGGCAGGAUCUCGGACCUGACACGUGACCACCCCUAGCCCCCACCUGGGGGCCCUGUGUAGACUUUACCGGUCACGUGUCCUUCGUGGUCAACCAGAGUGCCACGGCCCUUAGUAACCCCAUUCCCAUGGCCGGCACUCUCACACCCUAUUCUGUCGGGUUCGGCACUGCACGCAGAGCGUGGUGCCAUCCAGCACUGCCAGUCAGCGCUCCCCGAGCCCCUCUAGGGCCGGUACUGCACCCACAUAUGUGGUGCCCACGAUGUCAAUACAUCGCAUGCCGUGCCUCUCUCGGGCCGGCAUUACACAGUAACAUCCGCGAUAUCACUACACAGGUAAUAAUGAGUGAUUUGUACAAGUCACAUAACACAUUGCCAAUGACUUAUUUUCAAGGGCUGCUACAUUCUUUAUUUUAUUUUACCAGGUGAGGUCCACUGAGCUAUAUAGCUCUUUUUCAGAAGCGACCUGGCCACAAAUUAUAGCUGAACGAAGUGGCUUAUGUGAAAAUUGAUCGCAGCCAAAUACGUGUUGAAUCUAAAUGUGGAGGGAAAAACCUGAGGACCCAGAAAAAAAUUUGACGCGACCACGGGAAAAAUAUUCAAAUUCCAAAUAUACAGCAGGCGUCAGGGUUGGGAUCGAACCCCUGCAUACCAGGCGAGGUAGUUAACAUCUAGCCACCGUGACGCCCCAUUCUUUGUUCACAGACGUUGCAAAUACUUUUCGGCUGGACCUGGUUGCUAAAAAGAUGAUGGCAAAAAUAUCGAUAUGUAAAUUCCUGUCAAUAGCUCUCUCCGAUGCAUGUAUUCGGUUGAACGCAUGUUUUUUUCGCACUGUCCUGACAUCACUCCACCUGCUGCGAGCUUCCUGAUUUCAGAUCUUGGAGAAGCUCCCAGCAUGCGCAGCGCAAGCCAAACCCGCAUUGGAGAGCAGCACAUCACAACUGCGAAAACCUACACAGCAUUUGGUCAACGAUAGCAAUAUUAACCGCAACAUAAAAUACCUUUUUUUUUUAAACGCCAUUCACCACAGCACAAAAAAAAACCAUGAGAAUGCACAAAUUCGUGAAUCGUGCAACAACCACAGUGACAUGGGUUGACAUUGCAUCUGCUUUAAGUUAUGCCUGUUAUGCCCCUGGCUCAGGUUCAAGGCUCGCAUGAAAUGAUUGGUGAAUAAUGAGCACCAAUGCGUGCGUGGUGUUUAAAAUGGGGUGACCGGUAAAUCGUUACAAACCAUUCUUAAGUGUUUACCACAAAUUGCUUGUGGCUGAGGCAUUUAAAUGUUAAAAUAUGUUUAGAAUUCAUAUUCUUGGUUCUUUUGGUAAAGUCACGUAGAUAGAAAACUAAAAUAAAAAUAAUUAAAUUAAAUAAAAAUGAUUUAAUUUAUAAAUUGAAAAUUAAAGCAAAAACCCCACAAUAAAAAUAUUAAAAUUUAAAAUAAAUUGAAAAAUAAAAGCAAAAAACCCACGACGUUUCGAUCGCAACACAAGUGGUCUUCAUCAGGCGGAGAGAAAAGAGGGGGCAAGCCUCCAAAUGCAACUGCUUAUAAGGGUUUCCAAAGUGAGUGGGCUGAGGACGAGAGCUGCGCAAGCAGCACGGGCGGGGCAGCCAACGCUAAUGUCGGAGCAGACAAUGGGGCCGAGGAAGGGGGCAGAGAGAGGGCAGCAUAGAUGGGGGGUGGGGCAUUGCACCUCGCUACACACAUUCACACUGCUGACAGUAGAGGCUGACCAGAAAACACAAAUAAAGUCAUGACCCAAAGUGGUUGAUGACAUCUUUCCAAUUAUUUCUGAGUUUAAAACCGUCGUCUCGGUUGAAAUUGUGUCUAUAUAUGGAUGGCUUCGUGAAGGAAUCUUUGUUGAUAGCCAGUCGGCUUGUAAAGUACCAUCGUCUUAGAGAAAUCAAUUUCAUGCAACGAGUAUGGAAACCUGACAAGUUAGCGGAAGGUUAGGGGGUAGGAAAAAAAAUAAAGAUGAAUUCAUCGAUUCCUUCUGCAACGCAGUAACAGGGUUCAAAUCUUCACGCCCACCACGGCGUUGUGACGCGUUUUGCCUAAUUUCUAUCCAUAUCCACCAUUGCCUGCUGCAGUGUUCUUAAUUGCAAGGUCCGUGGGCCACUGGCAGCCCCAGGUGUCCUUUAGUGCGGCCCCCAGACAAUACACAGUGAAAACAUCCCAUCAUGCUUUCAAACCCAAUGGCGGCCAUCACUGAUGUCUUAUCAGCGAAAGUGCCCCCCCCCCCCUGAAAAUGAGUGAAGAACACUUAGCCUACAGUAUGAACCAGAAGAGGUCACUUGUUGAAGGUGGUGGCUCAGAGAUGGCACUGAUUUCCUCUUCUGCGGGCCCUUCUCGAGCGUGGAGAUCUGUGUGCAUCUCGCUGUGCGAGAGUCAGAAUAGAUCCUUCGUCUCGUGGCACCGCUGACAACAUCUAGUUACAACUUGGUGGGGGAGGGGGGGAGACAAAACGUCCUGAAAUAACCAAUGGUGGUCCUGGACAAAAUGGUGGACAUUCCACGUUUUCAUGGCGAAACGAGUAUGAAUGUAUAAUGAUCACAGUUGAUUCCGCACAUUACCUUGAAUAUUGUUUUGUUAUAGCCAGUAGUUAUUUUGUUUUUAGAAUACAAAACUAUUGAGAACAUGUCUGACCUGUUUUGUGUUUAUUUUUCAACGGGGCACUGCCUGAAUGUAAUAAAGCAGCUUGAUAGCCAUGUCGAUGUGAGGAGCCACAUCGGCCAGGUUCCCAUUGAGAGGCGAGACGAACUGCGAUCCCUUUCACACAAUUGACUGGUGUGAUGAAGUA
Lethenteron reissneri (Far Eastern brook lamprey) is the source of this 7939-nucleotide messenger RNA. It is a transcript of the gene ZBTB40, whose product is annotated as zinc finger and BTB domain containing 40. Gene Ontology annotation, molecular function: protein binding; DNA-binding transcription factor activity, RNA polymerase II-specific. Gene Ontology annotation, cellular component: nucleus. NCBI's taxonomy places the organism in Eukaryota, Metazoa, Chordata, Hyperoartia, Petromyzontiformes, Petromyzontidae. Gene Ontology annotation, biological process: regulation of transcription by RNA polymerase II. The record is from RefSeq and is a predicted model, not a curated record.